UUGCAGUUGCAGCUUUAAGAUGAAUUGAUGAAAUGCAAGUGUAUUCGGACACAUUAAUCAAACAUGAUAGAUUUGUACUUUAUAUGUUCGCACGCUGCUGGUUUCAGUGAUUACGUUCAGAAUAAAUACCAAGCAGCAAGGAAUCGAAUUUGGAGAAUAGACACGUCUUGUUGAUUAAAUCACAACCCACCCACACCCACCCCCCUUCCGCCCAACAUACACACAAUUGGCAUCUAGUAUAAUAUUAAAGAGGCUGAGUGAGUUUGAGUUCUAUCAAAUCUUUAUUAGGAAUCCGAUUUCUUCAUCGGGUGACGCUGUGACAUUUCACCUGAUCUGCGGGAGCCUUCAAUUCUUGCGCUGCUCUAUUUUUUUAAAAAAAUAAGAAAACGUGGGGAAAUAGUGUGCGGGUUGCAUACCUGGCCAGAUCGCCGGCGCCUGUCACAGGUUGGAUAUUACCCGCCCCUGAGAAAGAGAGAGAGAAAAAAAAAUGCAGAAGGAAUAACUAAUGAAGAAAUCGGGCUGAAAAGGAGGAGAGGAAGAAGCAGUGGGCUGGCGUUUUAAUUUGCUUUCGAAAUCGCGAAGCGUUGUGGAGGAGGGUGUGGGAGUGUGUGUAUCUAUCUAUCUGUCUGUGUAUGUGGUGUGUGUGGAGGCUGCGGCGGCCCGUAGUACAGGAGAUCUCGGGAGGAGAGCAGCUGGACCGCUGUAGUCAGCUGUGGCCCGUUGGAAGCUGCAGCAGCCCCGGAGCGAGCGAGCCCAUCUCCCCGAGCCCUGGAGCACCGCCUCCCGGCCACCUGCACCACACUGGGGACUGUGACCUUGAGCUGAGCAGCGGCGGCGGCCCCAUUCGCACUUCUGCUUUCACUGGAGGAGGAGGAGGGGGGCAGAAACAAAAAGGGGAAAACAAAACAUUUCUCCCUCUGUUUACACUUCAUGGGGAUGUGUUCAAGGCAGGAGCGGAUACAGACAGACAUAGACAGCGUACUCCAGAGGUGCAAGGCGGACAAGGACUGUCUGUUUUCCGAUUUCAGAUAUUCUGAUUCCACCUUCACCUACACAUACACAAGAGGCUCGAAGAGGGUGUCCUAUUCAGUUCAUGUCUCCGAGGAUUAUCCAGACAAUACCUAUGUGUCAAAUUCAGAGAAUGACGAUGAUGUGCUAGUCACAAGAGACCCCAUUCCAGUCAUUUUCCAAAGAAUAGCAACAGAAUUACGGAUCAAUAAUGAUGCCACAAGUUGCCUGUCGGUCAGAACAAAACUGCACAAUGAAAGGUGUCAGGAGUCCAGACACAGCUGCACAAUAGAAGAGGAUUCAGAAGGAGACAAUGAUUCAGAAGAAUUUUAUUAUGUGGGUCAGGGUAACUAUGAUGGAGAACUUCAUAAGCAUCCACAACUUGAAGCUGACCUGGCAGCUGUGAGAGAGAUCUAUGGGCCUGGAGCAGUAUCCCUCAGGGAGUAUGGAGCAAUUGAUGAUGUGGACAUCGAUCUGCACAUUGACGUCAGCUUUCUUGACGAGGAGAUUGCUGUUGCCUGGGACGUAAUUCGCACAGAACCUGUGAUAGUACGACUGCAUUGCUCUCUCACACAGUAUUUAAAUGGUCCAGUUCCAACAGUUGAUGUUUUCCAGACAUCUACAAAGGAUCGAUUCGGACUGGGACAUCAAUUAAAAAAAAUUAUGCAGACUUUUGUUACACAUCAGUGGAAACAGAACAGCAAAGAGAAGCUCAACUGUCCCCAUGGUAAAAAGAUUAGUGAGAAGAAAGUGAAAUCCCCUCUACACAUUUUUUCAUCAUUGCGCAGGUCGCCAAGUUAUCCUCCACCUGGAUGUGGCAAAAGCAAAUCAAAGUUGAAACCAGAGCAGGAUGGAAUUACCAAGUCUCAGAAACUGUUAAAGAGGAGCUGUUCAAAUGCUAUCAAGGUGGAAGAUGGCUGUGACUCCAAACCCCACAAACCUCUUGGCCGUAGCUUCACCAGUGACCCCAGAGCUGAACAGGCUAAUUCUACAAAGCCACAUAAACUUUUAAGUCGGUCAUGCUCUGCUACUAUGAGGCUAGAUGAAAAUCUUCCUUUGAAGCCCCAUAAGUUGCUGAGCAGGACAUGUUCUGGAGAUCCCAGAUGUGAGCACAACAGUGCCCCAAAGCCUCAUAAGCUGCUGAGCAAAUCAUGCUCCAGCACUUUGAAGACAGAGGACUCAGAUGGACUGAAACACCACAAACUGCUGAGCAGAUCCUACUCUAGCAAUGCCAAAGUGGGUAAAACGGAGCUAUGUAAAGAACCCACUUCUGAGGGUAGAAGACUCUCACUUACCUCAGGUCUUAUUGGCAUAUUAGCGCCUUCCUCUUCAUCACAGCCUACAUCUGGCUAUAAUGCGAGAACACUAGUGUCAAGGGAGCAUGGGUUUCUCGUACAGACCAUUGAGUAUGCAGAGCAGCGGAUACCAAUCCUCAAUGAGUACUGCGUGGUGUGUGAUGAACCCCAUGUCUUUCAGAAUGGACCAAUGCUCCGGCCCACAGUAUGCGAGCGAGAGCUGUGCGUAUUUGCAUUCCAGACUUUGGGUGUAAUGAAUGAAGCUGCAGAUGAAAUUGCAACAGGGGCACAGGUGGUGGAUUUGCUAGUGUCCAUGUGCCGAUCUGCUCUGGAAUCUCCCAGAAAAGUAGUCAUUUUUGAGCCAUAUCCAUCUGUAGUGGAUCCCCUUGAUCAUCGGAGCCUGGCAUUUAAUCCUAGGAAAAAAGAUUAUGAACGAUUAGUUAAAGCACUGGACAGCAUCACAUCCAUCAGGGAAAUGACCCAGGCACCAUACUUGGAAAUCAAGAAACAAAUGGACAAGCAGGAUCCUCUGGCACAUCCUCUGUUACAAUGGAUAAUUUCCAGUAACAGAUCCCAUAUUGUAAAAUUACCUGCAAACAGGCAACUAAAGUUCAUGCACACUCCACACCAGUUCCUGCUCCUUAGCAGUCCACCGGCCAAAGAAUCCAAUUUCAGGGCAGCAAAGAAACUUUAUGGGAGCACUUUUGCAUUUCAUGGCUCACAUAUAGAGAACUGGCACUCCAUUUUAAGAAAUGGUUUAAUUGUUGCAUCAAAUACGCGAUUACAGCUUCAUGGUGCAGUGUACGGGAAUGGCAUCUACCUUAGCCCAUUGUCAAGUAUUUCUUUUGGUUACUCAGGGAUGAAUAAAAAGCAGCAGAAGGUGGCAGCCAAGGACGAACAGCCUUCAAACAAUAAAGCAGCCACUUUACAGUCACAGAAAAAAGGACAGCAACCCCAGUUUUUGCAAAGUCGUAACCUAAAGUGUAUAGCCUUAUGUGAAGUGAUUACUUCACCAGAUUUGCACAAACAUGGAGAAAUUUGGGUAGUUCCACAAACAGAUCAUGUCUGCACAAGAUUCUUUUUUGUUUAUGAAGAUGGCCAAGUGGGCGAUAUCAGUACGAACACACAAGAACCAAGCAUACAUAAAGAAAUUCUUCGGGUCAUUGGAAAUCAGACAGCAACAGGUUAAAAGAAUCACGCAUCGUCACUGACUGGAUCAGAAUACCUUUUCUGGCGUUUAAGCUGCAGUGCAGUUUUGAACUAAAAUAUUAACAAUCUGAUUUCAAAUGCACAAAAAUGAGAUUUUGAAUAACGCACUUUAAUUUUCAGAUUUCUUACCUGAACCCAACAACAUGUUAGUAAGUAAUUCCAAGUCUGGGGUAUAGGUUUUAUCAGAUGGUGAUUUUAUUAUUUUAAAUUUUCCUGAAAAGAUUGACCCAAAUUUUAUUCAACUUUGGCACUGAUGGAGCAUUGAGCGUGAGGUUGAAUGCAGUUGCAGCCAGGUUGUGCUCCUGUGCUUGGUCAAACUGUGGGUCCUGACAAAAUGUAGAACUGUGUAGUAUCUGAAAUAAAUGAUAUACAAUGGGGCUUGUGGGGAAUACUUGAGGAAGAAAGUAAAUUUCCUUAGGCAUCAUCUGAUUCAAGGAGCCAUUUUCUUUCCACAUUUGUCAAGCUUUUUGUUUCUUUAUUCAUAAAAUUCUCUAAGUUUUAGGAAUGAUGAUAUAAUCCUGUCUCUUCAGGGACAGGAACCUGUAUUUUAAAAAGUCAGUGUGUGUUAUAACACCCUGGCUGUGCCAGUCAAACCAUGAUGAUAUCUGUUUUGAAAAAUAUUAUAUUACAAUGGCAAAAAUAAAUUAUUUCAAAAAACUGCCUGGGGUGCUUUGAUUGCAGGCCUAAGUGGAGCCAACCCCUUUCUAACGUGCCAUAGAGAGGCCACCUUUUAUAUGAAAAAGACCCUUUUUUAAACUCCUGGUGGUGAUUAGCAUUGGUGCUGGCUACCUCUAUAAAUUCCUUUUAAAAGAAAGUAAAGGUAAUAAAAUGUCAGCACAUUGAGAAAUGGUAUGCCAAAAUGUACAUUUUUUAAAAUAGAGCUAUCGUGCAAAACUUUAGCACAUUGAAACAAUAGAAGAUAUUCAUUUUGAUAUCUUGACUGGUCCAAAAAUAUAACACUUUAUGUUUCCAUAAAAGAGGCUCAUUUAUGUUGAAAAUAAGGAUUGGUCUUCAAUGCUAUCGCUAAAGAGAGAAAAAAAGUUAUAGUACUGUUGAACUGUUUUAUCAUUUGUUGUUGCGAAACAAAAGUUCUUUACAGACAGUACCCUCUCACUUCUAUCUCCUGAAUGGAAUCAAUGCAUUGCUCUUAAACCUUUAAAAUUCUAGCAGUGUUGAAUUCCCUACUGAUAAAUUUCUGGGUGAGAUUUACUGGGUUUUGAUGGUUAUUAUGUACAAACAAAAAGGAGAAACAACAUUUUUCAUAACUACUUUGUGCAGUAUUGUCUGAUCUUAAAGUAAAGCAUGUGGAUGUGGCCAAAUGACAUCAAAUUGAUGAUGUCAUCAUCACAUGACAUAAUAAUUGGCUUCUAAUUUGAAAAGUUUAAUUUUGCAAGUAACAUUUUGUUGUAAUGUUGGGUAUUAUAUUUGUAGUACAAUACCCUCUUCAAUCUGUCAUGUAAGUAAGAUAAAACCAUGCUAACCAUGGCUUUAUUCAAACCUUGUGAAAAGAAAUUAAGAAAGUAUUUUGUUUAUAUGUAUUAAUGUAUGUCACAUGUUGAUUUGUAGAGGGAUUUACACUGGAGAGAGUUAUACAGUCUGUGUUGUUUGUGUUAUAAUAGUGCAGAUAGGGAAGUGAUGGCAUGGAGAGAGCAUUGCAAUAUUUAUAUUUUUCGUUAAAGUUGUUCAAAGUUACAGACUCAAUAUAGAUACAAGCACAAAACAAUGCAUAUUCCACCCUUCUUUAUCAAAUACAUUCAAAAACAACAUUUACUUUGAAACUUCAAUUUCAAAGUCUGAGAAAUAGCACUGUUCAGAAUGUUUGCCCUGUUCCAUUUCUCUUUGCUGUCUCCCUUCAUAUUGGUGGUACCUGCUUCAGCUUAAGACAGUAAAAAAAAUCAGGUAUGGAAAAAGUUUACAAAUCAAACUUUCUAUAGACUUGAGAUUGUUUAAAAUACAAAAUACCAUCCUUUGAAUACAUCUUACAUUAGCAUUGUCCAUUGGAUUGUCUUAAUAUUUAUGUCAUUUUUAAAACAGUCUUUGUUGCUACAUUUUUCAAAGUUUGAGGAUGUCUAUUAUAAACACCUAUAUGUAACAAGAAAGGUAUGCAAUGUAAACUUCAAAACUGAUACCAAUGGCUUCAGCAUAUAUUGUCAACUUAGACCUUUUUGUCAAAAUGAAUAAGGUUUGAUGGGAUCUCUAGUCAUUGUCAUUUGGUUAAAAAAAUCAUAACAGAAGUUUACUGUUCUUAAUCAUGGUUUAAAAUAUGUUUAAAAUUAUAUUUAUGUUCUGCAUUUUAGGAUAUGUCACUUCUUUCGUCCACUUUUGGAUUUUGUUUAUAUUGUUUCUUGUACGUUAUCAAUUCACCAGUCCAGCACUCUCUGGAUCUUCACAGUGCAGUUCAUAGGUCCUCGGUGAGGAACUGGGGUUAACUAUUCAGGCAAUCAGUACUGCACAUUUAAAAUUACCCUGACAAAUAACUUGGGAUAUAUAUAUUUAUAUUGGAACUCCAGCAGUUAAUAACUCUUAAUGAUUUUGUUUUGGAUUAAUUAGAGGUGGAAUCUAAUUUCAGUGGAGGCACAAAAUAGAUGGUAAUGAAUCAAAAUCAAUGGAAAUGAAAAUCAAACAGGGUGAAGUUAAUGCCUAGUCUGUGCCCCUGCCAAAGUGGAAUUUUAUCCAUAAUAUUUUUAUUCUGUAUCAUGCAGCAGGUGGCACUUAGAUCUUUCAUAAUAUCUGACUAAGCUUUGGUUCCAGUAUAUUGUACUGUGAGGAGUUGCCUACAGUUCCAUUCCAAUUACAAUCAUGAUAAAGUGAACAGUUUGCUUUGAAUAGCAUAUUUAUUUUGUUCACGCUAAGUAAAAUUGUGUUUUUAUUAAAGGAUCCUUUAUUGCUAAUUAAGUAAGUUAAAACAAUUCUCCUCAUUGAUGUAAAGUAAAAUUGACAGUAAGAUGUGCUACCUGAGCCAUUUGAGAUAAAAGAAGGUGCAAUAGCCAUUUCUUUCCAUCAAUAUUUUGAACACCACCCAAUGGUGUUUCCGUACUGACACGCUAGAAAAGCCUUUUUCAUAAAUGUGAAAGGUAUGCAAGUCAGGUGCCCUUUUUAUAGACCAUCAAAUCCGGCAGCAUCAUUGCCAACCUUAUCUCCAAAAGCACCAAGAGAAUAUAAUUCCUAAUUGUCAGCUGGAAUUCUGUCACCAGGGCUCUUGACUCUACCCCCAAGAGCUACUAGCCAGAGGCAGGCAGUUCUCAGUUACCAGAAACGUCUAAUUGGCUGCUGCCAGUCAUCCACUUGGGCCUUCACCAGAAAUCCAUAGAGAAAGGUAAUGGGGUGCAAUAGUGAUGAUGGGGUUCAAGUCACUGGUGAGGGUGGGAGUAUGGUGGUAGUAGAAGACUGGAGGAUACUCAGAGCUGGUAACCCCUUCUGAAUGCCAGGUUCUUCAAUUGGGCACCGAGUGUCUCUCUAAAAAGAAUAGAUCCCUUCUAGAAUCCACCAACCAGUCUGCAGGCAAACUGACAUGGUUUUCUUGAUGGAAAAAUGUGGAGUCUGCUGGCAAGAAGAGGGCCUGAAUUCCGCAUUAAUUUCCACUUCAGUUGCACACUGAGUGAAAUGACAGCCUGCAAGUCUUCUUGCCUCAGACUGGGAGUUAUGAGAAUAGGAUAUCCACACUGCACCAUUCUCCCCCCCAAAUCAAAUAACUCAAGUGCCUGUGUAUUUCUCUGAAUUCACACACAGGAGCAUUAAAUUUCACCCCAUGUGCAAAUGGCUGUGGUAGAUGUUUGCAAGAGUGACAGGAACUCCAAUACAUUUGGCAGUGUUUCAGUGUAUUAAUUAUUAUUGUGGUGUGUUGUGAAAUGUGUUUUUGGAAUGUAGAAUGCCUUUUUGCAUAGCUAAUUGUUGUUUUUAUAAGCCUAGCCUUUGAAUACACACUGAAAGAGUGCUCCAUACUUGGAGCUACUGUCUAUCAGGAGAAAUAAUACAUUAGGGCUCCAUCUACCUGAUCUUGUGGUCCAGGUGGAUGUAAAAGAUGUUUCAUUGUGCUCCAGAGAAGAGCAGUGAUUUUUUUUCCCUGAUCCAGGUCUUCUAUUCCUAGGUCAAUGAGUGGGAUCUUACUGUUCCCAAAUUGGCUGCCGCGUUUACCUACAUAACAUCUUCUUGCAUUUCAAAAGUUAUUCCCUGGUUAUGAAAUACUUUGAAAUCUCCUUUAAUUAUAAUAUGGAGGUAUAUAAAUACAAAUUCUGUAUUUCUCCUUCCUCUUCGGCAUUUCCACAAAGUGCAGAAGUGAAGUUGAACAAAUUUCAAGAUGAAACAUGUAUAGUACUGCACUGUCAACAGGAGAAGAGUGGAAGAAUGCUGACUUGUUUGAAGCUAAUAUCACUGUGAUGAAACCUGACCUUGAAGCUAAGUGACACAUUCUCAUUAGUUACAAGAGAGACUGAAAUGACGAAACUUUGAAUUUGGUAAGAGCUAAAUGAAGUAAUGUCCAUGGAGAUGGGAGACCGUGUUCCAGUCUCUACUGGUUGCAACUCUGCCAGGGUAUCCAGAGGCCUUUGACACACGCUAUUAGGAAAGGAUCAAAAUGGGGACUAGUUGAUCAGUAAUGAAAACAGAUCUACUGGGAUGAAAGACAGCGAGGUAAUCAUUGAUGGCAAUAAACUGUUGGAGAGAUGGGUGAAACACUAUCUUGAGUUGUACUUUAGAGAGAACAUUGUCUCCAAGGAGACUCCUGACACCAUAGAACACCUAUAGCAAAGCUGGAGAUCAGAACCUAAAUGGAGGAGUUUGAAACCGGCACAAUCUUUGUGUCUGCUUCAGGGAGCAGGCUGCUCCCAGGCAUCUGUACAAUGUAGAUUGCAAUCCUGUACACAUUUAGCUUCAAUGAUUACAAUAGCCAUUGAGAUAUCUCCCUGCUGAGCACCAUAGAAAAAAUAUUUGAUUAUUCUGUCACUUCAGAUCUAGCUGAACAUGUCUAUCCCGAGGCAAAAGUAAGGAUUGCAGAUGCUGGAAACCAGAGUUUAGAAUUCCUGAUGAAGGGCUUUUGCCCGAAACAUAGACUUUCCUGCUCCUCGGAUGCUGCCUGACCUGCUGUGCUUUUCCAGCACCACCCAUGUCUAUCCCGAGUCUCACUGUUGUUUCAGAGCUGAAAGAUCCCCAAUGACAUAACCUUCUCAGUCCAGCAGCUAUGAGAAAAAAGUCAUGAACAAAGACAAUCUCAUCAAUCUCACCAGAGCAUUUGAACAUGUGAGCAAAGGCUAUCUGAGGUGUUGGAGACUAUUUCCUGCCCAGUGGGAACCACUCAUUGUGAUCCCUUUCCAUAACAACAUGAUGGGUACUGUCAGCUUUGCUAGGACAACAGCAGACCAGUUGAAAUUCACAGUGCAGGUCAAACAGGAUUGUGUUCUGGUAAUGACGAACUUUGUCCUGUGAUUUUCUUUGCUGCUAUCAUAUGUCUUUGGGUCAUUUACUGGGUGUCUCCUUGUAUAUUAGCACAGAUGAAAAAUUCUUCAAACUUGCUUGCCUGAAAUCCAAGACAAAGGUACACUAGGACAAUGCUGCACUAAGAUUCCCUACUGAGGAACACACAGUGACAAAUGGAUAGGUCCCCUCAUGCGUGUAAUAGUUUGGUUUGACCAUCAGCAUGAGGAAAAUAAAUUAGAUAGUCAAGGAUGUUGGUAUGCCACCAUCUUUAAGCAUCAACAAUAUAAUGCUGGCAGUUUUUGGUAUACCUUGGCUCCACAGUCACCAGCAGUGAUGGUAGAAUCCAUUACAAAAGCUGCAGCUGCUGUUCCCGAAUAAGAGUGCUUGGAAUUCGAGCAUCCUGGCUGAGAACACCAAACUGUGUCCUCAGCACACUCCACUACUGCAGGGAAGUCUGGACAACACAUGCUAGGCAGGAGAAAAGGUUAAACAGUUUCCAUCAUCACUAAGGUGUAAUCUCUUGACAGAGAAAGGUGACCAACUCGGAGGUCCUGCAGUGUCUAAUUCAAUCUGUGUACACUCAGUACUGAGCCAACCAUAUUUGUGCUGGCAUGGCUAUGUUCACUGUAUGCAUGAUGGCCCUCUGUCCUUUGUACAUAAAUUGGCCACCUUCUGGGCCACCUUUACCAUAAAGAUACUUAUUGACAUUAACAACUUGCACACAGUUGCUGAUGCCAGUGGCCUCUGGAGGCUGACUGUUUGGAAAAAAUGACAAGCUGAGUUGGAUGAGAAGUCAUCCCAUGAAAAACAGAAAUUAGUAGUUCCUCAGUUCACUGUCUUCCUGGUGCAAAAAAAGGGGCAGAGAUUAUCAUUUUGGAUUGAGACUCCUGAGCCACAUCAGGUGAAUCUUAACACAGAGUUGACAAUCAUGGCUUAAAACAAGGUCUUGCAAGAUUGAAUUGGGCUACCAUAUAUCAAAUUUACCAUGCCAUAUAACCAUAUAUUUCUUACAAAGUGCCUCAUUAUUUUGGAAUAUCUCCAUGUGUUUCACAUCAUUAUUUAAAAGUGUGAUUUUUAAAAAAAAAAAUUGACUAAUGCUGAUUAAACAAAAGGUCUUUGCAGUGAAUAGCAGAAACCUUUGCUAGUCACUGAACAUGUCUAAGAAAUAGUUUAAGUUUUAGGUUAUGAUUUUAUGUCUACAUCAGGGGAGAAAGGAUAAUUUAUUUAUCAAUUUGAUUUGAUUUCCACAUAUUAUGUUCCAGUUCUUCAGUUCAAAAGAUGGUCUUUGAUAUAACUCUUGAACGUUGUAUGUGAAGAUGAAGCAAUUUACCUUUUAGAGCAGAUGGUGUAGACUGCAUUUGGUCUGGAUGCAUUUCUUCUCAGAGUGCUUUCUAUAGUUUACCACAAAUGACAUGCUGCAACCAUUGCUUCCAUCUCCACACAGAGGGCUGCACUAGUCACAAUUUACUCAUGCUCCGGGGCACCUGACAUGUGUCUAUAAUGAUGUGGAUGCCCAUUGGCCAAGCUAAAGUGAAAUAAUUUUCUUCUGGUGGAAAAUGAAAAAAAAAAGUAGCUUGUAUCCUCCUAUCAAGAAGAAAUAACCAAGAGAAGUGGUGCUCUAUCCACCCAAGUAAUGAGGUAUACAGUAAGCUACCUCUACCCUGAAAGAGUGCAAUUUGCAUCAUUUUGUAAUACUCUAUUUUUGCUUGUUGCACUUAGUUCACUACAGUUAACAAAUUGACUGUACAGUUUAACUGCAAUGUAAGAGGUUAAGGAUGUAUGCUUGGCACACAAGUAAAUAGAGUGAUCCAUUGCUAGAUGUUGUGAGAAAUGAUCUGAUCAAAAUGUUGCAUGAGCAAUGCAGUAUAUUUUGUGGUAAAGCUGCUGAGAAAUUAUAUAUUUUUUCAAAAUAAUUUGGAUAUAGUGAUGUACACGUCAAAUUAUCUGAUUGAUAAGUUUAUAAUUCUAUCACUCGGUUGUGCUUUCUUGUGCGCAUUUGAGCUCCUGCGGGUCUGCUAUCACACUGGAGCAUUAUUAGCAUUGUUUUAUAGGGAUGUUUGGUUCGGGAUGCUAGUGUGUCAAGAUUGUACAUCCUGUCUCAGCUGACAAUCUGAACCUUUGUUUUUGUCCCAAUGUUGCUGCAAGAAUUUCUUUUCGUUUUUCAUGAAAUGGUAAUCAGCUGAUAUUUUGGGGGAAAAAACACAAUUGCUUGUGUGCCUUUCUGUAACUUUAAGUGAUUGUAAUUAAAUUAAAAGCUCUGGGAUGACAUUAGAUUUUUGCAGUAAUGCAAAAUUAGUGAAAACAAAUUGACAGUCUGUUUUCACACUCUGCUCAAUUUUCUUUUCUAUUUGUGGUGUCAGGCAGGGUAUAAAAGGCCUGAUAAAUCUCAAAAACUUGGUUUUGCACAACUUGAUGAGGGCAGAGCAGUGCACUUGAUCUAUAUGGACUUCAGUGAGGCAUCUGACAAUGGUCCUUGUGGUAGACAGCUUAGCUAGGAAUAUCAGGAGAACUAACUAUUUGGAUACAGAGCUGGCUCGAAGGUCAAAGACCAAGGUUGGUGGUGGAAGGUAGCUUUUCAGACUGGAGGCCUGUGACCAGCAUUGUGCCACAAGGAUUGGUGCUGGGUCCACUGCUUUUCGACAUU
Messenger RNA from Chiloscyllium plagiosum (whitespotted bambooshark), 11568 nucleotides. RefSeq names its product poly (ADP-ribose) polymerase family, member 8 (gene parp8). The record is from RefSeq and is a predicted model, not a curated record. NCBI's taxonomy places the organism in Eukaryota, Metazoa, Chordata, Chondrichthyes, Orectolobiformes, Hemiscylliidae. Gene Ontology annotation, molecular function: NAD+ poly-ADP-ribosyltransferase activity.